This is a messenger RNA of Anthostomella pinea, 234 nucleotides long. NCBI's taxonomy places the organism in Eukaryota, Fungi, Ascomycota, Sordariomycetes, Xylariales, Xylariaceae. The record is from the annotation of a GenBank genome assembly.
AUGACCCCCAGCGCAGACACAAUCCAGGCAGCGAACCCCGACAUACUAAUCAGCUGUGCACGGCGAUCCGGGACGCGGCCCGAGUACUUCGACCUGGGCAGCGAGCACGCCUGGGCGGGCACGUGCAAGAUCGUCUGGGAGCUGCAUUUGUAUGGUAGUAGCGACUGGCGAGGACAUGGACACGGGGACCUGCGCGGUUAUCGCUACGAGGCGGCGCUGUACCGGCAUGGCUAG